AUGCCGAGAAUUGAGUAUGAACCAAAACUUGACUUCAAAGAUGUUCUCUUACGACCUAAGCGGUCCACGUUGAAGAGCAGAGCGGAUGUCGAUCUUAUUCGUGAAUUUGUGUUUCGGAAUUCGAAGAAGCACUAUGUGGGUAUACCAGUGGUGGCAUCAAAUAUGGAUACUGUGGGAACGUUCGAAAUGGCUGAAGUUCUUUCCAAGCACAAACUAUUCACAACAAUACAUAAACAUUAUACAAUUGAUGAAUGGCUACAAUUCAGCAAUAAAAUAGGCUGCUCAGAAAGUGUACUAUCGCAAGUGGCAAUUUCUUCUGGUAUAUCGGAAACAGAUUUCAUGAAACUGAAAAGAAUUUGUGAAAUGAUUCCUGCACUGCAAUUCAUUUGUCUAGAUGUGGCAAAUGGAUAUUCGGAAAUUUUUGUGGAUUUCAUACGGCGAGUAAGAGAAGAGUUUCCGCAGCAUACAAUAAUUGCUGGUAACGUGGUGACAGGAGAAAUGAUCGAAGAGUUGAUUCUAUCAGGAGCUGAUAUUGUGAAGGUAGGAAUCGGUCCUGGUUCAGUAUGUACGACUAGGAAAAAGGCUGGAGUUGGUUAUCCGCAACUAAGCGCCGUGUUAGAAUGUGCCGAUGCUUCGCAUGGUUUGAAUGGACAUGUGAUGAGUGAUGGUGGUUGUGCAAACCCCGGAGAUGUUGCCAAAGCAUUUGGUGCUGGUGCUGAUUUCGUGAUGAUUGGAGGCUUGUUUGCCGGGCAUGACCAGUGUGGUGGCGAAAUUAUUGAAAAAGAUGGCCAAAAAUUCAAGUUUUUCUACGGAAUGUCAUCUGAUACGGCAAUGAAGAAACAUCAGGGAAGUGUAGCAGACUACCGUGCUUCUGAAGGAAAGACAGUCACAGUUCCCUACAGGGGAGAUGUCUCAAAUACAGUACAAGAUUUGUUAGGUGGACUACGGUCAGCCUGUACUUAUACUGGCGCAAAAAAAUUGAAAGAACUUCCAAAACGAGCUACUUUUAUUCGCGUUACUCAACAGGCCAAUGAACAGUAUUCAAUGUUUGAAGUGUCUUCGUCAGAUUUAUCGGCUUCAAAUGCUAGAAUAUGA
Messenger RNA from Thelazia callipaeda (thelaziosis nematode), 1095 nucleotides. The record is from the annotation of a GenBank genome assembly. Lineage: Eukaryota; Metazoa; Nematoda; Chromadorea; Rhabditida; Thelaziidae.